This is a messenger RNA of Carcharodon carcharias (great white shark), 387 nucleotides long. It is a transcript of the gene prok2, whose product is annotated as prokineticin 2. The transcript has 3 exons. Bases 1 to 387 code for a protein of 128 amino acids. The record is from RefSeq and is a predicted model, not a curated record. Lineage: Eukaryota; Metazoa; Chordata; Chondrichthyes; Lamniformes; Lamnidae.
AUGAUGCCGGGCGUGCGUCCCGGCGUCAUCGCAUACUCAAGCGAUAUUUUGUUCGGCGGAUGUACACAUUUGAAUGCUGAUAAUAUUUUCACUGCUCUUAUUCUGCUGAUUUUAUGUAUUUGUAUCCAGGCUUGUGACAGAGACCAACAAUGCGGAGGAGGCAUGUGCUGUGCUGUCACUCUGUGGCUUAGGAGUCUACGAAUAUGCACACCAAUGGGCAAUGAAGGGGACGAAUGCCAUCCUCUGAGUCACAAAGUACCAUACUUUGGAAAACGAAUGCAUCACACGUGCCCUUGUUUGCCAAAUCUUAUUUGUGUGAGGUUUGCAGAUGGUCAACACCAAUGCUUGUCACAGUUCAAAAUUGAAGAUGUCUUCAAUUCUUUUUAG